CGGGACUGCAGCCACCGUGGCUCCUCUAAAUCUCGUGUGCCUCGGCCCGCUGUCGAUGGCUGCACCGGAGGCGUAGUCUUCUAACUUGUGCAUCACGUGAGCUCUGGUGUCUCGUUGGAAAUUGAAAUGUUCCGCGUUUUAGCGCUGCCCAGUCGCUAGACAUCCUCUGUCGCGGCCGCAUUAGCGUUAGGAAGUUCCCUCUUAAAGAUCGUGUUACAAGUCCGUCUGUCCGGCCACUCGAGCGAAUUUCGGCUUCCCCCUUGCUGCGGAUGUGUUUAAUCUGGAGAAACGCCGUCCACCGAAGAAAGUUGACAAACAUAUCCGGCCUCAGAAACCCACGUCCGUCUCCGUCGUUAAGAGGUGCCACGAGGAAAGAUGGACAACGCUAAGGAAGAGACGAUAAACAUGCAACUCAUCGGUUCCGAGAGUCCGUACAAAGUUAACAAUGAAAUCGCCGGAAGUGGCCUGAACGCGUCGGAAGUCCCAAUAUCGCCGGCUUCGAACGUGGAAGACUACGACCCCCAUAAACAUCGAAAUAGGCCGAACCCAACUUCAAACACGGAAACGUUGAUCCACUUGUUGAAGGGAAGCCUCGGGACAGGGAUUUUAGCGAUGCCCAACGCGUUCUGCAACAGUGGACUGGUGACUGGUGUGAUAGCCACAGUGAUUAUCGGAGUGUUAUGCACUUAUUGCCUCCACGUACUAGUGAAAGCUCAGUACAAACUGUGUAAACGGUUAAGAGUUCCUAUAUUGAGUUACCCGAUGAGCAUGAAGUACGCUCUCGAGGGUGGUCCAGUAUGUGUCCGGUGGUUCGCACCUUACGCCCCAGGACUCGUAGACGGGUUCAUGAUAGCGUAUCAAUUGGGAAUAUGCUGCGUUUAUAUCGUAUUUGUAGCGUCGAAUAUAAAGCAGGUGGCGGACGAGUACUGGGAACCCCUGAACGUUAAAACGCACAUGCUUAUCUUGUUGCUACCUUUGAUUCUAAUCAAUUACGUGAGGAACCUUAAGUUGCUCGCGCCGUUCUCCACCCUGGCGAACGCGAUCACGUUCGUAGGGCUCGCCAUGAUCCUAGUCUACAUGUUCGACGACCUUCCAUCCCCCAGCGAGAGGGAGAUGUUCGGCACGCUGAGAGGCUUUCCCCUUUACUUCGGCACCACGCUAUUCGCGCUGGAGGCUGUAGGCGUGAUCAUCGCGCUAGAGAAUAAUAUGAAAACUCCGCAGUACUUUGGAGGAUACUGCGGCGUUCUCAACAUUGGAAUGACGGUUAUAGUGACUCUCUACAUUCUCAUGGGAUUCUUCGGAUACAUCAAAUACGGACCCUUGGCUGGCGCUAGCGUCACCUUCAAUUUGCCCCGCGACCAGAUUAUGGCCCAAAGCAUCAAGAUAAUGUUCGCCAUCGCCAUUUUCAUAACUCACGCCCUCCAAGGAUACGUUCCCGUUGAGAUCAUAUGGAACACUUACCUGGACCACAAGGUGCAAAAAAGGAAACUCUUCUGGGAGUACGUUUGCCGAACGAUUAUCACUUUGGCGACAUUCACGUUGGCCAUCACAGUACCCAGGCUGGGUCUCUUCAUCUCCCUGUUCGGCGCCCUCUGUCUCUCCGCCCUUGGGAUCGCGUUCCCGGCAAUCAUCGAGGUCUGCGUCCUCUGGCCGGAAAGGGACCUGGGCCCUUGCAUGUUCAUGCUAGUGAAGAACAUAUGUUUAAUCGUAUUCGGUGUGGUUGGCCUGGUCGUCGGCACCUACGUCAGUAUUGGCGACAUCAUAGAGUCGUUCAAGUGAAGCUACCGGUCGAUCAGCGGGUAUCCAUCAUGGAGAGCAAGAGGAGGAUGAAGAGUGAAAGGGAGAGAAAGAGAGCGAGAGAGAGAGAGAUAGAAAGAAAGAGAGAUAGAGAGAGAAAGGGAGAGAAGGAGAGAAAGCGAGAUAGAUAGAUAGGGAAAGAGAGAAAGAGAAAGAGAGGAAAAGUGAGAGGAAGAGAUAGGAUGAGGAUACAUGGUUCGCGUAGGUGAUGCGCCGCAGCUUCUCCCUGUUUAGCUUAAUACAUUUGAGACCGAUGAUCCUGCAGUCAGAGAGCAAUUGGGAAAGUGGUGAAAUUAGGAAGGAAAUGUACAAUGUAGUAUAAUAUACGUUCUAUUUGAAUGGUAGGAAUUGUUUGAUGAGAGUUUCUCUUAUUAUUUCUUUGUCAAUUUGAUUCUUUGGUUAUCGCAACUGCACAAACCAAAGACGUCGGUCUCUAGUGUGUGAAAGAAGCGGCGCUUUAGGUAGACAGUACCUCGUAAACGCAGAGGCAGAGAAGAUCUAUUAGGGAACGCGAGCAGUCCGAGAGCAUUCGGGACAAACGCUUCAAUCGCGUCACCGCCGAUAGUGCACUUAGGCCGUUCGUUUAUUUUUUUCUAGACCUUUAAGGUGUAAGUAGGAGGAACCGCGCGGUGUUGGGCGGAGGGAACAGUGCUUUUUACGGUACUGUCCGCGAGCAGGGCUGGAGAGGAGCGAGGGAAGAAGGGAGGGAAGUAGAAUGAUAGUGGAACUGAAGGAAUCAGUGAAAAUGAGGAUGGAUGGAGCAGGAUCUGGUGGUUUGAUGAAUUGACGGUAAUAUUGAAGAGGAAAGGAAGAGGCAGGGUUUUGUAAAAUGAGUAUCGUCUUCCUCAUAUUCUUCUUGAUUUUAUUGUUACAUAAGAGUUCUGUUUGGAAAAAGGUUUGAGAAAUUGUAUGUAUUCUUUUCUCAGCGCUAAUUCGAAUAGUCGUGUUGAGGAAGAUUAAUUGGAAAUUCUGGAGCUUAGCUGCUUGAACGAGAGUGCAAAGAAUUUUGAAGUUAUGUGGAAUGAAGAGUUGAGAAUGUACAAUGAAGAGAUUAUAGAUGAGAACAAGGUAAGGUCUAUCAGUUUCUUGAAACUUGACAAGUUGGAGAGAAUGUCGAAAUGAAUCCUAAGCUUCGGAGUUUGACAAGGAGAGAAAAGAAAGUUGGAAAAGGAGGGAAACUUGGAGAUCUUGAAUAUAAGGAAUUAUUAAAAAAUUAAUUGAUUGAUUUAGAGUUGUAAGUGCAAUUGAAGCUCAGAACAGCUCCACUCGUAGACAGUAAUUUCUUCGAGUAAUUCAGACGAUUCUGAAGAGAACACGAUUGCCUAUUAGAUACUAUACUAACGUAAUCAACAAUUACGCCCAACACCGGACGCGAGAAGAGAAUGAAAAAGGACAAAAAAUAUACAACGUAGAAAGUAAAUCAUCGACGAACGAAACCUGUGAUCGAAGAUUUUAUACAGGAAUGACCGAUGCAUUUCUAUUGAAUUGUUGAACCAGUUGCAGAUGUAUAUGGACGUUAAUUGUUCUCCAACUUCCGAUCGGAUGUUCGCAAUCCUUCGACGGCGUUCCCUUCGUCCUGGUGAUACGAGUACUUACGUUCACUGUGUACACGUACGCGCGUACACUUUGAAAACGUGACACAGGCGUUGCCGACACGUAAUCGUAGACUGUUAGGAUACGUAGGAAAGGAAUUGAUUAUUAUUAAAUUAAGAUAGAGUAAUCUUAGAAAUAAUACCCUACAGGGCUAAUAUGAAGAGUGGAUAAAGUUUUAAAUAAUCUAGAUCUAGGAAAACAUUAGUUAAAGCAAAACAACCCGUUGAUGACCGAGAUUCAUUGAAACGGUGAAAGUAGGAAAUAAUUUUUAAAAAUGAUGGAGCCAAGAAGAAAUUCUGAAAGUGGCAAAUGCAAAUGAGAGUAGAGAAUGCAACAAGCAGUGAUCUACAGUAAUUGCUCAAUAAAUGCAACAAAUGGGAAAAUUGUUUAAAAUGGAAUUCUUUUUAGAAAUGUAAAUGUGUUCUUGAGCAUCAAGGGGUCUGGAAACUUUCUUUAACGCCUGGUUCACGCCAAGAUCGUAUACCACGACGAGGGAAGGCCGACAGAACAAGAAAGUCUAUGAAAGAUGCCAGCAAUAUAUAUAUAUAUAUAUAUAUAUAGUAGAUUGUUACGCCUUAUUUUCUAUCGAGAAGCUUGCUGCUGCUAAGCGAAGCAGGGUAAACCGAACAAAGUUCAAAGUACACGACGAAGCCAAGGUUCGUCGCCACUUCGCGCCGUCACUGCCGGGAAAUUGCUCGGAUCAUCGCGCAAAAAGGGACAGAGAAGAAAGCUUUAGGUAAAAUAUUCGAUGCACCGAUAAGUGAUUCAUCUCUGCUUUAAUCCCAGAUUAAAUAGCCUAUUAUCCUACAUUAUAAGUGAACACACGUAAAUCUCCAUGUUCAUAGAUUACUCCAUAACAAUCAGGAGAUUUAUUUCGAAAUAAUUCUAGAAAUAUUCUUUAACCAUCCUCGCCAUUGUAUAUUUGCCUGUCUCGUCUCUUAUUUUACAAUGAUCCCAGGCAGAGGUUGAAUUAUGUAUUGAUGCAUCCGAUAUGAACAAGAAAUCGCGAUCUCGUCGACAUCUUCCUGUUUUCGCGUUUUCGAUGAUCGCACAACCACCUCCGCCGAUUCUGCCGUACAUUUUUCCGUUUCCGCGCACUCUCCGAUAGGACGCUGUUCACAGCGGAUUGUCGACGAACGAACGGACCGUAGAAUAGAACGUUUCUCUUCUUCCUUUACAUCGGUACGUUUACAAGGGGUUUUCUAUCUUUUAAGUUUACACGUUCCAUUCCACGCAGGAGGCUCAUUCGAAUGGAACCCACGAUUCCGUCGUUCGACAUUCUAAAGCGAUGAAAGUAUCUAGUGGACUGUAACCUCUUCGACCCUUUGCCCUAUGAUAUCGUGUCAGACCCGUGAUGGAAGCAUUAAACUGAAUUCGACAAAUCUGAAUGUUAUUUAUUUCUGUUAGAAAUUCAAUGUUCCUUCUGUCGCCGUAGAAAAUAGUACCAAAUUCUUGUUUCUCUGAUAAAUCAUGAGCUACUUUCAUUGCGAAAGAGAUCAUAGGGCAGAGCGAUUGCUUUUAUUAUUUAAAUUGAGUACGAUCGAUUAUAUUCAAUGUAACGUUUAAUUAAAUAUAAAAUUAUCAAAUUCA
Nomia melanderi (Alkali bee) is the source of this 4980-nucleotide messenger RNA. Its product is annotated as proton-coupled amino acid transporter-like protein acs. Gene Ontology annotation, cellular component: vacuolar membrane. Gene Ontology annotation, molecular function: L-amino acid transmembrane transporter activity. Gene Ontology annotation, biological process: amino acid transmembrane transport. The record is from RefSeq and is a predicted model, not a curated record. NCBI's taxonomy places the organism in Eukaryota, Metazoa, Arthropoda, Insecta, Hymenoptera, Halictidae.